AUGUCAAGAGAACAGUAUAGCGUGGUCGUUGAGAACACAGGACGACAAGAACUCGAAUUUCAGGACUAUUCGUCGAGUUCCGGAGUCGGAGGGAAGAUAACAAGUGACAAGCAAACAUCUUCGAGUUCAGCUUCGUUUGGCAAUCCGUUUUACGAUCCGCAACAGUCAAGUCAGACUGAAACUCAAGGAACCAGUUAUCCAUUCUGGUCUAUCGAAUAUUAUGCACAGUUCUUUGAUGUAGAUACAGAUCAGGUGCUGGAGAGAGCGGGGAAGAGUUUAUUUCCAAGAGAAAGUUUUGCGGAAACCGUUGGACCGCGUCCAGAUUUGUAUGGUCCCUUUUGGAUUUCAACAACAGUGAUCUUUCUCCUCUUUGUCACAUCCUCUAUUGCCGGAUCAAUUGCAGCACACAUAAGUGGCCGUGUUUACGCAUAUGACUUUAAGAUCCUUACGUUUGGCGCAAUUGCUGUAUAUGUCUACGCUUUUGCUGUGCCUCUUGUUGUUUGGAUAGUGCUAAAGUAUUUGGGGUGUCGUCCCGGGUUUUUGGAUACUAUUGCAUUGUACGGGUACGCCAUGACUGUGUGGAUACCAGUUGCGAUUUUUUGCGUAGUUCCAUCAGAGUCCGUCCGUUGGACACUUGUAGCAGUGGGAUUUGCCAUCUCUGGGUUCUUUAUAACUAGAAAUCUCUACCCAGUGAUCUCUCAAGCAGAAGCCAAGGCUGCUCGGUUGAUUAUAAUCUUUAUUAUUGCCGCCCAUGCAGCGUUAGCAUUACUGAUGAAAGUGGAAUUCUUUUCAUACGAGAUCAAAACUUCAUUCGGUGAUGGCGGAAAUGGUGAUGGCGGAAGUGAUGGUGGUGACGGAAAUUAA
Paraglomus occultum is the source of this 864-nucleotide messenger RNA. The record is from the annotation of a GenBank genome assembly. Lineage: Eukaryota; Fungi; Glomeromycota; Glomeromycetes; Paraglomerales; Paraglomeraceae.